CUUUUUCUGCUACUCCUAAGGAAAGUUCCAUAAGAGCAUCUCGUUCGGUAAUCUGCCGGCUCUACCACUUCAUCUCUAUACUAUUGUACCUCUAUGUCUAUGACCCCAAGCGCUCUCAAUCUCAUACUCCUCUCCCUCUUACCUUCACUGACAUCUGUCACGUCAAUUGGCGAAAUUACUUCACGUGAACCAUCGGAAGGAAAUUAUUAAAAAAGACGGCUAUUCAGUUCGUCAAAAUUCUAUUGCAAUGAGCGAUAACGAAAAGGAAGAGGCUGCCAAUUUGAAAGAGGAAUUCGAAUGGGUUCUUCGAGAGGAGGUUCACUCGAUCUUGCAUCAACUACACUCGGUUUUAGUCGGUUGCGCUCACAGAUUUCCGGUCCCUCUGUAUGGGAAUGAGGGUCAGAAACAAGACAAAUUUAUAUUGACCUCGCAGCCUGAACAGCUGAAAUGCAUUGUAACGCUAACUGGCGACAGCAUAACUCAUGCAUCUUGUUUCUCCCAACAGGACAUAAGUUUCAAAGUGCUCCGGCAAAUGCACACUAUAUGCCGCACAUCCAUCAACCAGGAUGGGCCAUGGAAGCUUCAGCAGAUCCAGGAUGCAGCCAACCACUUGCAGCAGGCCAUCGGCUACAUUGACAAUGUAGACAAACAUUAUAUAUUCAGGUCAUCAGAUGAAGUACUACAUAUAAUACAAUGUCUGAUUGGUUCCCUUCAAAGGGCGCGCACAGCACUAGUCCUGCCAAAAAAGAAAGCCAUUGAUGAACUAAUGAAAAGUCGAAAUAUGAAAGCGCUAUCACCAAACCUACCCGAAGACCUCGCAAUAUCUUUUUACAUCCAGUCGCACAAGUUGAUAUUCGUGGCCUACCAGCUCAGCUCGGUCCACGGCACCAUGCGUAUCGACUCGUGCCAGGCGGACUGCGCCGUUCCGUGGCUAAGUGACGUCCUGUUCAUGCUGACGGCCGCACUACACAUGUGUCAGCAGCUUAAGGAUAAGGUGAGGAGGGAUUGCAGUCCCAUUUGCACGGAUUGGCCUGAUCUUGGAAGCUUUGUUUGUGCUACUAUUGAUUAUGAUGACUAACCUUUUAAACAUAAUGUUGAAAAAUAAUUCGCGAUUUCUAACUAUAUAACUGUUGUAAGUCAAACAAGAUAAUUGCGUCCAUGGUGGAAAUGUAACUUUCUCUUGAAUUACAAAUGGAUAAAAUUUGUUUUAAUUUUACUGUGAAUGCAGUAACAUCGGGUGGUGUUAGCAUUUGCUCGCUGCUUGAAAUUAAAAAUACCGCAAUGGUUCAUAUAGACGCAAUAACCCUGGUUGACCUUAAUUUAAUUAUAUUUUAUAUUUAUAUGGUACACACACAAUUUUGUAGUUAUUAAUUUUAUUGUGUUAAUAAAAUAUAACCAAUUUUUUUAAAGAGAUUUGUGAUGUUUUGUUUUGUGAUGUUGUAUAUAACAUUAUACUAAACCGAGAUAGUCACAGAACCUAACCCUGCUUUAUUAAAUCCCUAAUACAUUUAUGUUAAUACAUAUUGUGCAUGCUUACUUACCUGGCGAUACACAUAAUAGAAAUUUUUUUUGACAGAAGAGCAUGACGAAAUUCGUACUUGAAUUCAUUUCUCCUAAAAUAGCUAGCGAAUAUUCAAACUCCAUUUGGUAGAUAGUACGAGUUUCGCCUCCCAAGAGUAAUAAAAUAAACAUUAAUAUCAACCACUUAAUUUCGCUACUUCAUAUUAUUGUUUUAGGUUCAGCCUAAAUAUGAACUCUUAUUCAAUUGUAACUAAGUCGAUUUUGCAGUCACAGAGUUCAGUAAAAUACAAGUUUGGUUUUGCAUUCGGUUUUUAUCUUGACGUGACCUAGCACACGCCUUGAUAACGUUGUACACGAUAAUAAUCGAAUAAUUUGCUAAACAUCGUUUUAUUAAUCGCUUGAUUAUUGAUAUCGAUUUAUCGAGUCAUUUCUUUGUGCAAAAACGGUUUACUCUACUUAAGUCUUCUACAUUCUUCAUGGUAAAAAAACUACGGCCAAAAAUUUUGCAUUUAAAUGCAUUCCUAAUUUUCCUUUACAAAAUUUUGUUUGGCUGUAUCUGUGCUUUUUAUUUAACCAAUCAUAUCACUGAUAGUGAUAAGGCACCUCUCUCAAAAUGUAUUUUUGGUCUAGAACCACCAACUCUUUGGAAGUUAAUACCUAUGGCGAAUAAAGUCAAGGAGUUUUACUGUUAUUCAUAAUUAUUCAUAUGCUUUCCGGGACCACAACAUUUAUUCAAUGUACCUACAGUUGGCGAUAAAAGAUUGUAUCCAUUUAUUUAUUUUUUACUUACUUAAUCUUUUUCGUUACAGCUGUGUGUGUUCUCGCAGUACAAAGACUUCACCGUGGGCUCCCGCUCCGCGUCCAUGGUGUUAAACUGAUUCCCUUCUCCUCGUGAUUCUCAAUAAUGUACGUAUGAUUAACGAAUGAGGUUGGCCGGUCGAAGCUUUUUACAGAUAGCUCCAGUAUAGGUUUCCCUGUCAAUAAUAUCAAAAUCUUGUUUUUCUUUUAUGCCACGGAUGGUUGCCCUUUAACCCUCAAUCUGCGGCCUGCCGGGCUCUUUAGGUGGCCUGCCAGGUCAUCCAGCGGCAGCAUGGCCCGUUACUUUCGCACUUACAUACUUGUUAUAGAACGUGACAGGCAUGGUGACAAAUGACAAGCCGCAGAGCCGACCAUCUUGGCCCUACUGGUAUACAUUAACCUUACCAACCGAUCGUCACUUUGAAACAAAUUCAUCUUGCGGACCGGGGCUACGAGGCAAACCGUCUUUGUGAUCCUCAUAAAUAAAGGUUAAGUAUGGCUGCUUUAAGCCAAAUUCUAGGCUUAAAGCAGCCAUGCUCAACCUUUUUUUAAUGAGACGAGCAAAACUUCGUCUAUGAAAAGCUUUGAUAGUUGCUAUCCCCAUUGUAUGUAUGUGUAUUUAUUUUAUAGUUAACGAGUCCAUUGUUGAUAUUCUUGUUGAAUAUGUUGUAACAUAAUGUAUAUGCGUAAUAAUUAACAUUAAUUUAUUUAAGUGUAGUUAAGGGAGGUUUGCACAUGUUAGAAGGAUAAAGGAUGGUAGCUGUUGAAAUUAAUAUUAUAGCGCACUACAAAGCUGUUUCCACACUUUUAUUUAGCGUCUAUAUCCCAACGAUAAAUGAUAUAAGUAUCUUUGAUUAUAAAGUAAAACAAUAGAAUAAAUAAAUAUGUCAUUGUUUAAGGGGCUCCCUGCGGUUUUCAUUGAUAUUUGACAAGUUUUGAGCCGGUGCUCUUACAUUUCCACUACAGAUAGAAUUAUAAGACAAGCGGUUAUCGGUUCUUCAAUCUUUUAUCUCCAUUCUGGUCUGCCGGAUUUUGAAAGAAAUGAAUACAUAUGUUUAAUGUUUUUUUAAACAUUGUCUAAAAACACACCUUUUUCGUAACUCGAUUGCUGUGAAGGAUCUUACAUAUACGAAAUCUACAUAAUAUUUGGGUUGUUCCUUGACGUCUCUAAAAACUGGUCACAGAUUUUAAUUGUAAACUAAUUAACAUAAUAGUUAUGGCCAGAAAACCAGUUUUUUGCCCUAAAACUGUUCAACAUUGAUGCCAAAAAUUUCGAAGAUAAUUAACUUUGAAGUAAAUAUGUGAUACUAUAUUGCUUAAAGCCGUUGCUCUUAAUAUGAUAAACUACAAAAACCUUCACAAAACUAAGGGAUUCAGAUCGAAGAUCAUUGGCGCCAGGGAGCCCCUUAAAAAAACAUAUUUUUUUGGGCCAGUGUUUCUGGGUCGUCUCAAAUGCUGACACAAAAUUGUCAGUUGGCAUUUUUUUGUGUCCUGUUUUCAUAAUUGCAACGAGGAAUCGGAUUUAACAGCCUCGCAUUCACCUGUCUUACUGGAAUUUAUCCAGGGAACGAAUUGGCAGUUGUUUUGAACAUAUAUAGGAAAAAAAAAGCAUUCAAGACCUAAGACAUUACCUAUCAUUCAAUUUGAGUAUUAGAUUUGUAAUAAAUAAUGUGGACACAGCUUUUUACACAGAAGCAAUAUAUCGCACAGGGAUACCGCUGCCGAUUUACUUAAUGUUUAAUCACAAUUGUAUAGAGUUGUAACUUCACAGACUAUUUUGACAUACAAACAUGUUAGGAAUUAUUUAGUCUUAUAAUAACUAGAACAGUAUCGUAUAAGUUAGGCUAAAGUAAUGCUUAUUUCUUGUGCAAUGGGUGGUUGCAAUGAUUUCAAAUAUCAGUUUAGCGUUCUAGAGACGUAUCAGUGAAUUACAAAAAUGUACAUACUUUCAACUGGGGUGAAUAGGGACGACUGGGGUGAAUAGGGACAAAACAUAAAAUCUGAUUUACCUGACAAUGUCUUGCAAAAUAAGUAAGUACCCACACAAAUUGUAUCAUACAAAAGCUACUAUUAUUUCCAAUCAUGAUAUAUAUUUAAAGAAAUUGUCAGGUAAAUUACAUGUUAAGUUUUGUCGCUAUUCACCCCGGCCGUCCCCAUUCACCCCGGCUGACGGUACAUAAUAUUCAGCUACAGUCAAAAUGAAAAAGUAACACGUACCUUUUAUUCUAACAGAUAGCUGCAUCAUAAUAAAUUCAGUGCAAUGUUGUUAUGUCUGGAGGGCGAAUAAAUUGAAGCUAUAUCUAUUUUUUUUAACGUUUGUGUAAUACUUAUAAAAAAAACAGUGUAGAGUCAGACCAAGAUAAGUAAGCAGCGAUUUUGCUAGCCCAGACAGUGCAAGUGUUAUUUUAAACGUCAAACAUCUAUGAAAUUAUGACGUUUGCUUAACUUGGUCUGACUCUGGGUCGGCAGUUGGUAUAAGACUUUCACUUCGCAAGACUAAUAUUAAAUUGUUAUUAGUUGUUGUAUACUAAAAUGCAAUAUCCGGUGCUAUGGAUUUUUUGUUUCAGAAACAUGUCAAGUUCAACUAUACUCUGGAUGUAUAAUAAUUUUCUAUGCUAUAUUUUUCUGUAUAGAUCCAAUCAGAUUUUGAUAUGACUGUUAUCACAUAGGCAAAUCGGCGUUUCAGGACAAAAGCCUUUAGUUACUUAUAUGAGUUAUACUUUUUCUUCCAAUCAAAAUACAAAUAACUAUAGUCUUUCAAGCCAUUUCCGUCAGUAAAAAAAGCGGCAAAUUUUAUUAAAUGAGAGCGCACAGGGUUAUCGCUCCAUAGAAAUUUUGAAACUCGCGCCUUUUUCUAUUGACAAACUUGUUUGACCGGCUAUACUUAAAUUCUCAUAUUCUGGGAAAUUGUUUUGUUUUCAAAUCAAUUACCUACGAAUUUUAUAAUCGAUAUAAUUAUUAUAUCUACUUCCAAUUGUAAAAUAAAAACUAAUGCAUUAUAUCGUCUUUAUAGAAGCGCGAUAAAAUAUAUUAUUGCUUAAAAACCUAUUUAAAAAAGCCGGAUUGAAAAUUGUAUUCGGAUAGAUCUGAACGAAAUGGAAGGUUGUUGGUUAGUACUGUAAUUUCGAAGCAAUAACGCUUCUUUUAAUUUAAUCGUAUUAGUCGCGAAAAUAAACGUAACCCUCGAAUGCAUUGUAGCUGAUUAAGUUGGUAGAAGUAUAAAUAAUAUCUCUUCCUAGAAUUCAGAUGUCAAAUUUUAUUUUCUACGUAAUUAUACUGCCCACAUUUCAUAGCAAACUACUUGCCUUUAGUACUAUUACAUUAGGCACAUUAGCUAGAGACGAGUAGAAAAUAAGAGCCUUCUUACACUGGCGAUUUGCAGGACGUUGAAAGCGAGGCGGGGCGAGUUAGCCGCGGGCGCGCAAUGAUUUCGUCGCGAACACGCUAGUGUGAUAAGGCUCUAAGUCUGCUAAUCUUUUUGAAAAUUACAUUUCGGCGCGAUGACUUUAGUGUCAUCAAUUACCUACAAAAAGCAUGAGAAACACCAGUGCCACAUCGAUUAGUAGAUAUUAUUUAUUUGUCUCUUAAUUAGCCUAGAGUUGCCUUUGUCACUGUCCAGAAUUGUGCAAUGUAUGUAUGUUUAUGUAUUAAUAUAGUUAUAAAUUCACGAAAUCAUUGCGUAAAUUGAAAUAUCAAAACACGUUCAUGGUUUUCAUUUAUGCCAUCAAAGGCGGUCAUUGACGAAAAUAAUGGAGGUUUACAGACGUAGCGAUUUGUGACUUUAGCAUCGAAUAGGCGGGUCCACACAGAGCGAGCAUUGUAGAACCAGUGUAGACCGCCAGGCGGCACGGACAACGCACGCGCCGCCUCGGCCGAGGCAUGUCUACACUGGCCGUUUUGUGCGCGAGGAAAAUGCCUCGCGCGUAUGCUCGCUCUGUGUGGACCCGCCUAAUGGCCGUGGAUGUUGCAAGCUACAGCGUCAACUGCAUCGAGUUUGCUCGCAGCGUUUAUAUUGGCUACCUUUCCGCAGCGGGGGAGAUGAUUGGAGAUGAGAGGAGACGUGUAAGAAUCAACCAAUAGCACGUCUCCCCUCCUCUCCGCCACAGUGCAAUGGCAGCCUUUUGCCUACUACAUAGGCCGUCUUAGGCCAACAAAUUUAACAAGUUCAUGACAAAAUUGUUACAUCUGUAGAUCUCAUAUUAUGUUUUAGGAUCUGAUCAUAAAUGCAUAUUUACGUAAUAGUUCAAAAGUGUUUGCUGAUGUAAUAUCAAAAUUAUAAAAUGGAAAAAAAACUGUAACUUAAAAAUCAGUCAUUACAUUAUGCUCCAUAAAAUAUCAUCUGUUAUUUUUAGUAAAAUUUACUAUUUAUAUUUUACUUUAAAGAUCUAUUAUGAUGUAAAAAAAUAUUGUGAUAAUAAAUCAAACAACGGAAUUGGGAUAUAAAUAAUGUUAAAAUUAUAUUUUUAUGCACACAAUAAUUAUAGUUAAUAUUGUUAACGCACUUUCUAUUGUAACUUAUAACCGUUUGAGAAGUACACGUAGGUACCUACUUUAUUUAAUCCUUGUAAUUAAAGAAAAUGUAUUAUUGUAUUUUUAAGUUGUUUAAAAAGUACAAACGGUACCUAAAGUCAUAACUCCACUAGUUGCCUGGUAUCGGUUUAAAAAUAUGUAAGUCAUGCACGAAUUGUGCAAUAAUAAUACUGUUUUUUUAUGUUAAAAUCUCUAUAGCAAAGAGUUAGUCAUUGUAGAAGAAUUAUAUAGUCUAUGAAAAAUGGAUGCUUUGAACUUGAUAGCUAAAGCAGUUCCGUACGGCUCCGUACAUGCGCUUUAUAUGGUAACUCCAGACACCGAGAAACGAUUCUCCAACUCGGGUUACAGUUUUUUAUUAAACUGUACAACUCGUCUAUAAUCAAUAAUUCUUUGCUUAUAGUAAAAGAGGUCUCCAAAAAUCUGGUUCAUGUCCAUAGUACAUUUGUAGUGCACCAUUGUUUUCCACCGUAUAUUCUCGGAAACGUUCGUAUUUGUCAUGCUACUUCAGUCAACCUCAGUACUUUUUGUACCGAGACUGACUGAAACAGCAAGAUACGUUCGUAAGUUUCCGUGAAAAUACGAUGGAAAAUAAUUAUGCACUACAUCUGUACAUGCAUCCAAACACUGCAUUUAUAAUAUUUUGUGUUUAUAAACUUCUGAACUACCACCUAUGUAAUUUUUUGACAUGUUUGACAAUAAAAUUAUACUAUACUAGUAUUAUUAGGUAGUCUCGGACUAUUUAAAUCUGUAAUAUAUAUAACAGUUCUUGUGAUUGUGUUGUAUUUCAGUAAACCAAAAUGCUGUUA
This is a messenger RNA of Cydia pomonella (codling moth), 7655 nucleotides long. RefSeq names its product protein rogdi (gene rogdi). Gene Ontology annotation, cellular component: RAVE complex. The transcript is spliced from 6 exons. Bases 248 to 1078 code for a protein of 276 amino acids. NCBI's taxonomy places the organism in Eukaryota, Metazoa, Arthropoda, Insecta, Lepidoptera, Tortricidae. The record is from RefSeq and is a predicted model, not a curated record.